AAAAUGAUAAAAUCUUGUAACAUAGUAAAAAUCUCUCAACUCGCUUUCGGACACAACACAACACUCUUGUCUCUCUUAUAAAUGUUCUGUCAAAGCAAUCUCUCUCCAUUCAUUCACCUUCUCCGCUCUCCUUCUUUAAUUUUAUCGUUUUUCAUCGAAGCUUACACACAACCGACAGAGACAACAAUGUUGAAAAAGCCGAGAGUAGUGAUCAUCGGAGCCGGAAUGGCCGGCCUCACGGCGGCGAACAAGCUCUACACCCACUCCAACAACACCACCUUCGACCUCUCCGUCUUCGAAGGCGGGUCCAGAAUCGGCGGGAGGAUCAACACCUUCGAGUUCUCCUCCGAGAGGAUCGAGAUGGGCGCCACGUGGAUACACGGCAUCGGCGGAAGCCCCGUUUACAAAAUCGCCGAGGAGGCUGGCUCUCUGGUCUCCGACGAGCCGUGGGAGUGCAUGGACUCCACCGCUGAUAAAGCUAGGACCUUUGCGGAAGGCGGCUUCGAGGUUGACCCUUCCGUCGUCGAACCCGUCUCGGGGCUGUUCAACGCUCUCAUGGAGCUAGCUCAGGGCAAAAAGAAAGAGAAAGAGAAAAAAAUCACUCAAAACGACGUCGUUUCGGGGUUGGGUAGUAUUUACGAAAAUGCCACUAGUGUUGGUUCGUUCUUGAAAUCUGGUUUCGACGCUUACCGUGAUGCAACCGGCAAUGGAGGGAAUGGAUCGCUCGAAGAAGCUAUCUUUACGAUGUUUAGCAACACGCAGAGGACGUACACGUCAGCAGAUGAUCUCUGGACGCUUGACUACGCGGCGGAGAGCGAGUACCAGAUGUUUCCAGGGGAAGAGAUCACUAUAGCUAAAGGCUACGUGAGCGUGAUUCACCACUUGGCCUCUGUUCUUCCUCAUGGUGUUAUCCAGCUGAACCGAACGGUCACGAAGAUCGAGUGGGAGAGUUGUGAAGAGUGUCCCGUGAGGCUGCAUUUCUCAGAUGGGUCUGUUGUGUUUGCAGAUCAUGUUAUUGUUACCGUCUCUUUAGGUGUGCUUAAGGCAGGGAUUGAGAGUGAUGACGAAUUGUUUAGUCCUCCUUUGCCUGAGUUCAAAUCAGACGCGAUCAAGAGGUUAGGCUACGGAGUUGUGAACAAGCUCUUUGUUGAAGUGUCUGAGAGGAACUUCCCGUCGUUGCAACUCGUGUUUGGUCGGGAGGAUUCGGAUUCUAGGUUCGUGAAAAUACCGUGGUGGAUGAGGAGAACCGCGACGAUAGCACCAAUCCAUAGCAAUUCGAAGGUCUUGCUUUCUUGGUUUGCAGGGAAAGAAGCUAUAGAGCUCGAGAAACUAACCGAUGAAGAGAUCAUAGAUGGUGUCUUGACCACUAUAUCUUGCUUGACAGGCAAGCAAGUGAAAAAUGGCUAUGUGAAUGGUAAUGAUAAUGAAGUCUUGAGAAUCACAAAGGUCUUGAAGAGCAAGUGGGGAGGUGAUCCUCUGUUCCGCGGCUCGUAUUCUUAUGUGGCCGUUGGAUCAAGUGGUGAUGACCUAGACGCCUUGGCUGAGCCAUUGCCAAAGAUUAAUAAGAAGAGUGGUCAGGGGAAGUGUCAUGAUCAAACCAAGGUUCAUGAGCUUCAAGUCAUGUUUGCCGGGGAAGCAACACAUAGAACUCAUUAUUCCACAACUCAUGGUGCUUACUAUAGUGGUAUGAGGGAAGCCAAUAGGCUUCUCAAGCAUUACAAAUGUGAUUUUUGAGUGUUCAUUUUAAGAAUAUGCUUUUUGGGGGAUCAAUGUGUUUAGAGAAGCUUAUUUAGUUUUUUCUCUUAAAUUACAAAAGUUAUAAGCA
Messenger RNA from Brassica napus (rape), 1825 nucleotides. RefSeq names its product probable polyamine oxidase 5. NCBI's taxonomy places the organism in Eukaryota, Viridiplantae, Streptophyta, Magnoliopsida, Brassicales, Brassicaceae. The record is from RefSeq and is a predicted model, not a curated record. Bases 82 to 1734 code for a protein of 550 amino acids. Gene Ontology annotation, molecular function: polyamine oxidase activity. The transcript has a single exon.